CGCCGCCAUGGACAGUACCACCUGGAGCUCCAUGACCAACGCCACUGCCGCACCCCUCGCGCCCCACGAGCGCAUCCGCAAUGCGGCCGACAUCUCUGUCAUCGUCAUCUACUUUGUGGUGGUGAUGGCUGUCGGGCUGUGGGCUAUGUUUUCCACUAAUCGUGGGACUGUUGGAGGCUUCUUCCUGGCAGGACGAAGUAUGGUAUGGUGGCCGAUUGGAGCAUCUCUCUUUGCCAGUAACAUUGGAAGUGGCCACUUUGUGGGGCUGGCUGGGACAGGAGCUGCUGCAGGCAUUGCCAUGGGAGGCUUUGAAUGGAAUGCACUGAUUUGGGUGGUUGUCUUGGGCUGGGUGUUUGUUCCCAUUUACAUUAAGGCUGGGGUGGUGACAAUGCCAGAGUACCUGAAGAAACGAUUUGGAGGCAAGCGGAUCCAGAUCUACCUCUCUAUUCUGUCCCUGUUACUCUACAUUUUCACCAAAAUCUCAGCAGACAUCUUUUCUGGGGCCAUAUUUAUCAACAUGGCCUUGGGUCUGGAUCUGUACCUGGCCAUCUUUCUCUUAUUGGCAAUCACUGGCCUUUACACAAUCACAGGGGGCUUGGCAGCUGUGAUUUACACGGACACUUUGCAGACGGCGAUCAUGCUGGUGGGGUCUUUUAUCCUGACUGGGUUUGCUUUUCACGAAGUGGGAGGGUAUGAUGCCUUCAUGAAAAAGUAUAUGAAAGCCAUUCCAACUGUGGUUACUGCGGGAAACCUCACCAUCAAAGAAGAAUGUUAUAUACCAAGAGCUGACUCCUUCCACAUCUUCAGAGAUCCCAUCAAAGGAGACCUGCCAUGGCCUGGGCUCAUCUUUGGGUUGUCCAUCCUUGCCCUGUGGUACUGGUGUACAGAUCAGGUCAUUGUGCAACGCUGCCUCUCAGCCAAAAACAUGUCUCAUGUGAAGGCCGGCUGUAUCUUAUGUGGGUACAUGAAGCUGCUGCCCAUGUUCCUCAUGGUGAUGCCAGGAAUGAUCAGCCGCAUCCUAUACACAGAAAAAGUUGCCUGCACCGUCCCCUCAGAAUGUAAGAAAUAUUGUGGUACUGAGGUUGGCUGUACAAAUGUUGCUUACCCGACGUUGGUGGUGGAGCUCAUGCCCAAUGGACUGAGGGGCCUGAUGCUGUCAGUCAUGUUGGCCUCUCUGAUGAGCUCCUUAACCUCCAUCUUCAAUAGUGCCAGCACCCUCUUCACCAUGGACAUCUACACUAAGAUCCGGAAGGGAGCAUCUGAGAAAGAGCUCAUGAUUGCAGGAAGGUUGUUCAUCCUGGUGCUGAUAGGUAUCAGCAUUGCUUGGGUACCCAUUGUGCAGUCAGCACAAAGUGGGCAGCUCUUCGAUUACAUCCAGUCCAUCACCAGUUACUUGGGACCACCCAUUGCAGCUGUCUUCUUGCUUGCUAUUUUCUGGAAGAGAGUCAAUGAACCGGGAGCCUUUUGGGGACUGGUCAUAGGAUUUCUGGUUGGGGUGUCCCGUAUGGUGACUGAAUUUGCCUAUGGAACUGGGAGCUGCAUGCAGCCCAGCAACUGUCCCACGAUUAUCUGUGGUGUACACUACCUGUACUUUGCCAUCAUCCUCUUUGCCAUAUCUGUCAUCGUCAUCGUGGUUGUCUCUCUCUUCACCAAACCAAUUCCAGAUGUGCAUCUCCACCGCCUGUGUUGGAGCCUGCGCAACAGCAAAGAGGAGCGUAUUGACUUGGAUGCAGGAGAGGAGGACUUUCAAGAAACCCCAGAAGAGACCAUUGAAAUAGAAGUUCCUGAGGAGAAAAAAGGAUGCUUCAGGCAAGCUUAUGACCUAUUUUGUGGCUUGGACCAGCAGAAGGGCCCCAAGAUGACAAAGGAAGAGGAGGAAGCUAUGAAGCUAAAGAUGACAGACACCUCUGAGAAGCCUUUGUGGCGAACAGUAGUGAACAUCAAUGGCAUCAUCCUGCUGUCUGUGGCUGUUUUCUGCCAUGCAUUUUUUGCCUGAGCCUUGCCUUCUGUGGCAGGUUGUAUUCAGGAAGGCCAGACUUUUUACUCUGCCUCCUUUAGUUCUAUUCUGUGGUGUUAAGCUGGUGGUAAAUGAGUCAGUUGUAAAUUUUGCCUUGUUGAUAAGUGUGUACAGCUGUAAUUACUAGGCUAACUAAAGAAAAUAAUUAAUUUGCUGUUAACUUAUGUGUUUGAGGCCAGUGUGAUAUCAUCAGCUGUCCAUAUUACAGCUGCAGAAGGAAAGCCCAACUCAGUCAUGUCCAGGAAAAUGAGCACCAAGAAAGAAGCCCUGCCAUGUGUGAUGCAAGUUUUUCUCAGGUAGAUUCAGAA
Lontra canadensis (Northern American river otter) is the source of this 2325-nucleotide messenger RNA. It is a transcript of the gene SLC5A1, whose product is annotated as solute carrier family 5 member 1. The record is from RefSeq and is a predicted model, not a curated record. Gene Ontology annotation, cellular component: plasma membrane. Bases 8 to 1996 code for a protein of 662 amino acids. Gene Ontology annotation, molecular function: D-glucose:sodium symporter activity. NCBI's taxonomy places the organism in Eukaryota, Metazoa, Chordata, Mammalia, Carnivora, Mustelidae. Gene Ontology annotation, biological process: sodium ion transport; transmembrane transport. The transcript is spliced from 15 exons.